UCCUCUUUGAGCUGUGCCACACUGAACCCUUGCCAAGAUGAUGGACAUGUCGGAAUUCGGGGAGGCUGCUCCCUUCCUCCGAAAGAGCGAGAAGGAGCUGAUGAUGGCGCAGACCGUCGCCUUCGAUGGGAAGAAGAAAUGUUGGGUUCCUGAUGAAAAGAAAGCUUACGUUGAAGCUGAAAUUACAGAAACCAGCGGUGGCAAAGUGACUGUGCAGACGACAGAUGGAAGGACCAUGACUAUAAAAGAAGAUGACGUGCAGUCAAUGAACCCUCCCAAAUUUGACAUGAUCGAGGACAUGGCUAUGCUGACCCAUCUGAACGAGGCGUCUGUGUUGUACAAUCUGAGAAAGCGCUACAGCAACUGGAUGAUCUAUACCUAUUCAGGCUUAUUCUGUGUGACUAUAAAUCCCUACAAGUGGUUGCCCGUCUACAAGUCAGAGGUGGUUGCUGCAUACAAAGGCAAGAGGCGCUCGGAGGCUCCUCCCCACAUCUUCUCCAUCGCUGAUAACGCGUACCACGACAUGCUGCGUAAUCGGGAGAAUCAGUCUAUGCUGAUCACCGGAGAAUCCGGUGCUGGCAAGACUGUCAACACGAAACGCGUCAUCCAGUACUUUGCCACAGUGGCAGCCCUGGGUGAACCUGGCAAAAAGAACCAACCAGCUACCAAAACUGGG
Molecule: messenger RNA, 676 nt
Organism: Phaethon lepturus (White-tailed tropicbird)
Lineage: Eukaryota; Metazoa; Chordata; Aves; Phaethontiformes; Phaethontidae
Product: myosin-7B-like
Exons: 7
Cellular component (GO): myosin complex
Molecular function (GO): ATP binding; cytoskeletal motor activity; actin filament binding
Source: RefSeq, a predicted model, not a curated record